Molecule: messenger RNA, 2700 nt
Organism: Topomyia yanbarensis
Lineage: Eukaryota; Metazoa; Arthropoda; Insecta; Diptera; Culicidae
Gene: byn
Product: T-related protein
Exons: 6
Coding region: 924-2687 (587 amino acids)
Biological process (GO): regulation of transcription by RNA polymerase II; heart morphogenesis; cell fate specification
Cellular component (GO): nucleus
Molecular function (GO): RNA polymerase II cis-regulatory region sequence-specific DNA binding; DNA-binding transcription factor activity, RNA polymerase II-specific
Source: RefSeq, a predicted model, not a curated record
GUUGUUCGGCUUCGUCACUCGUGGCUCGUGGUGGUGCGUUGCGUGAAGACACAAGUGAUCAGUUUAUUAUAGUUUUUUUUUCGUAAGGUCAGAUAAUUUUACGGAGUCUUUCACAGCUUGAUGCCAAGUCGCACCUCGCGAGCUGAAUGCAGUGUUUUAGCGGUGAUAGUUUAUUUUUUUGUGAAUUGUGUGCUCAUUUGUCAUUCGUACGCCCGACCGCUUCUGCUGCAGGCCUCUGGCGAUAGGAGUAGAUGUUGUCCAAGUGCCAUUAACCCCACCCACAAUAUUGUGGAAGUGCAGACGAAGAGCUGAAGAAAAGUGUGAUUGAAUGUUGAUUAUUUAUAAAACAUUUGACAAACCUAUACUAAUUAAUUAGUGUAUAUUCAUAGUGUUAUUAUAAAGAUUAUUAUUAAAAUUGUCCAUAUUUGUGUAAACGGUUUUAACGAGAAGCAAUUUGUUUGCCGUUCGAUAAGUGCCGCAUAUGCCCCAGCAAGUGAGCUAUUGUUUGUUAAUUAAUUUAUAACAUCAAAAAUUAAGACGGUGGUGCGGAUUCUAGCAUGCGUAUGAUGAAGUGCGAGUUUGUAAUGAUCUGCGCUUAAAUCUGGACUCUCAAAGUUCGGUACCUGAAAUCCGGAAGUGCUACCGAAAGUGUGAACAGAAGGUAGAAAAAACACCGACCUAAAAUUUCCUUUCUUCUACUGGAGUGAAGUGUGCCAAACAGUUCUUAAAGAGGAGUUAAUUCUCAUAAUUGUGAUAAAUAAUCUGUUCCUGUACAAAAGAUUUAUUAACAGCUCGAUCGGAUCGAGCCCCGGCGAUUUUCGACCACUGACUGGUAUAGCAAGCAGUCUCGGUGUGGUUAGAAGGAAAGUGUGAUCUUCGACACCUGGCCGGAGCGUAUAGGCUUACCCCACAGUUAGUCACAAAUGCGUUCGGUGGAGGAGAUCGCAACGUCCCACAUUCUGUCCGCAAUUGAUCCGCUGAUGACGGGAACGACCAAUGGCAGCGCUAGCGGAGCGCCCAACGGUAGUCAAUCACAGCUCAGUACCAGCGGGGUUGGUCAUGGGCGUGGGUCCGGCGAACGAAACCUAUCCGUCACGUUGGACGAUCGCGAUCUAUGGUUGCGGUUUCAAAACCUUACCAACGAGAUGAUUGUGACCAAGAACGGAAGGCGCAUGUUCCCGGUUGUGAAGGUGACCGCGGCCGGUUUGGAUCCCACCGCGAUGUAUACGGUGCUGCUGGAAUUUUCCCAGGUGGACUCGCACCGCUGGAAGUACGUCAACGGAGAAUGGGUCGCCGGCGGAAAAGCCGAAGCUCCUCCCCCGAACCCAGUCUACCUGCAUCCGGAAUCGCCCAAUUUCGGUCAACACUGGAUGAAAGAGCCCAUAUCCUUCGCGAAGGUCAAACUAACCAACAAAACAAACGGAAAUGGGCAAAUAAUGCUGAACUCACUGCACAAGUACGAACCACGGGUUCAUCUGAUCCGUGUUGUGUCGGAACAGCGCGAACAAAGAGACGUACAUACCUACCCAUUCCCGGAGACUCAGUUCAUAGCGGUGACUGCCUACCAGAACGAGGAGGUGACUUCACUAAAAAUUAAAUAUAACCCGUUCGCGAAAGCCUUCCUAGAUGCCAAGGAACGACCGGACUCAGUAUAUUCAAGAGAAAAUGCAACCUACGGUUGGUUGAACUUCCACCCUUCCUAUGCGACAGCUCCGUCACCGCUGUCAACUGCGGAGCGUUACCAACAUACGACCGUCCGUUCCAAUCGUGCAGCACCUUAUACCACACAACGAUCACGGAACACUAGUGGGAGUACUUCUCCGCAACCAACUGGGUAUUUACCACUGGAACCGGUAGCCUCGCCUGUAUUUUCCUCGUAUUCUACGGCGUGGCAAUCACAACCAUCUUCCGCGUCUGGUUCCUACUGGACUAGCCAGAGUACGAAUCCUGGUAGUCCCAACUCAAUAGCUCCUAACAUUUCACCAACACCGUCGAACGGAUCUCCGAACUACGUGACAUCGUCUCCAACCUACGCAACACAUCAUCUUUCGGCGCACAACACUCAAUACAGUUCCACACCUUCAACAAGUACUGCUGCGCAGAUCGACGUCUACCAACCCAGUGCCUCUCCACAGCAAAUCUACGCAUCUGCUGCCGGUCAUCAGAUAUAUCAUCCUACUCCGACGGUGUCGCCUAACCAUCAGUUGUACGGCAACGUUCUGAACGCUCCUACAAUAACGAACAUCGGCUACUCGACGUCUUGGCACGCUGCAAGUGACUAUAGUGUCUACCAAAGUAGUUACCAUUAUCCAACGGCGGAGUACAUUCCGAUGAUCGGUGACAUUGGCACUUACAAUCAUCCAGCAGAAAUAACUGAACUAACAUCGGUUCCAACAUCACACCAUCGCCACGAGCCGGUGGCAGCUUCCUCACCCGUAUCGAUCCAGUACCACCACAGCCACCAUAGUCAUCCGUCGGCUGCCGACAGUUCCCUCGUAACGGGUACCCACGGUGGUCAUCAUCACUGUUCGGAGAAUCACUCACCGGAACCUAGCAAUCAUACUGUUAAUGGAGGAUCACCGGGUAUCCCGGUUGGCAGUGGUGGUCACGCAUCGCAUAGCCCCGUCAGAAGUGGAUCAACUGGGGCUUGGACUCCGUUGACCCCACCGCAGACCUCUCACAUCUAAUGGUUUUGUUGAA